GGUUCUCACGUCUGUCGUUCCCACGACCUAACUUGUUUUCCUAAAAAGUGUGGACUGGUAAAUUAGAAAAUAGCCGUAAUGUGCCUAUUGCAUUUUAAUACAGCUAACUUUUAUGGAGGAUAACUAACCCUAGACAAAAUAGUGAAAGUGGCAAUGCGCUGUAUUUUGCAAAUCUCUUUUAUAUCUGGCUUAAUGGGAGAGAGAUUCUCAUACCUCCAUCUGCGUUCCAUCUGGCUUGUCUAGUGGUGUCCCGAAACUACAGUUCCCUUCUGAGAGGCUAAGAGAAAAAAAGGCAAAACAGCCACAGACUCAGAACCCCCGAAGCUAUCUGGAGGAUCUUACCUUGGGUACUCCUGCUUCAAACGUCUUUUUUGAUCCCUAACAAAACAACAAUUUUCAUUGCUCAGGCUCCUGUUGUAGCCAUUCCCAACCUCUUGUGUGAAGCUCCUGAUAAUCCGAGCAGCAAAUGGCUUUCUUAUGGAAGUGUGUGUAGAUUCAGUGGAGUCAGCUGUGAAUGCAGAAAGAGGAGUUCUUUGUUGUGUGCACUGUGAUGUUCAGCAUGCAUCGCACCACAGCCUCAGUUUUGCUGAUUAUGUGCUGGUCGGAUUGAAUUAUGUUCUGGCUUAUUGGAAGGAGGAACCACACCCAGCAUGGUCUGUUUCUGUUCUUAAAGGUAUUCUUCAAGUAGUAAAACAGAGUGUUCAGAUUCCAGUUUUUGUAAUGAUUCGACCCCGUGGAGGUGAUUUUUUAUAUUCAGAUCGUGAAGUUGAGGUGAUGAAGGCUGACAUCCGUCUUGCCAAGCUUUAUGGUGCUGAUGGUUUGGUAUUUGGGGCACUGACUGAAGAUGGGAACAUUGACAAAGAGCUAUGCACAUCUCUUGUGGCUCUUUGCCGUCCUCUGCCAGUCACUUUCCACCGAGCCUUUGAUAUGGUUCAUGAUCCAAUGGCAGCUCUGGAGACCCUCUUGACUUUGGGAUUUGAACGUGUUUUGACGAGCGGAUGUGACAGCUCAGCACUAGAAGGACUGCCUCUGAUAAAGCAACUCAUAGAUGAGGCAAAAGGCAGGAUUGUGGUAAUGCCAGGGGGUGGCAUAACAGAUAAAAAUCUGCAAAGGAUCCUUGAGGGUUCUGGUGCUACCGAAUUCCACUGUUCUGCUCGGUCUUCUAGAGAUUCGGGAAUGAAGUUUCGAAAUUCCUCUGUUGCAAUGGGAGCAUCACUUGCUCAUUCAGAGUAUUCAAUGAAGGUAACAGAUGUGACAAAAGUAAGGACUUUGAAUGCUAUUGCAAAGGAUGUCCUCGUUUAGUUAAACUUCUCUGAAAGUCAAGGAUAUCACAGUGUAAAGGCAGAAGUUGAAUCUACAGUUAUCUUCCACAUGGCCAUGGAGUAUGUUUCUAAGAAGAAAAAGAAAUUGGAACAACAAUGCAAUCAGUUUUCUUUGCUAGUCAUUGCUGUGAUCAUGGGGAAAUUGAGUCUGUUCUUGUUCCACAGAGAAAGGCUUAGUCAGUUUUUAGUGGAAUUAACUGAUGAACUGGUAAAAUGUGAAAUGAGAAUUUGGUUUAGGGUCAAUUUAGGGUCACUUUUUUGCCUUUUUGUCUGUAAAAUAAAAAUUCACAUUCUAUUA
Psammomys obesus (fat sand rat) is the source of this 1620-nucleotide messenger RNA. RefSeq names its product cutC copper transporter (gene Cutc). The record is from RefSeq and is a predicted model, not a curated record. Bases 478 to 1302 code for a protein of 274 amino acids. Gene Ontology annotation, molecular function: copper ion binding. Lineage: Eukaryota; Metazoa; Chordata; Mammalia; Rodentia; Muridae. The transcript has 10 exons.